AUGAAGAGCAACCGAGGCGGCAAGAAGGACCUCAGCGCCGGGCUUAAGUACAGCCACCAAUCCCAGAAUAUAAAUGGCUUUGAGGAAGGAGUGGAGUUCUUGCCAGCUAACAAUUCAAGGAAGGUGGAAAAACGAGGACCCAAGCGCUGGAUUGUGCUGCUGGCAUUGGUGAUCUUCUUCCUCCUGUUAUCCCUUAUGGUUGGAAUCUUGGUGUGGCAUUUUAAGUCUCAGAAUGCACGGGUACCAAAACUCUUCAAUGGCUACCUGAGGAUUACAAAUGAGAACUUUAUAGAUGCCUAUGAGAAUUCCAACUCCACAGAAUUUGCGAACCUGGCCAGCAAGGUUAAGGAAGCGCUAAAGGUUUUAUACAAUGGAAUCCCAACCCUUGGGCCCUUCUACAAAGAAUCUGGAGUAACAGCUUUCAGUGAGGGCAGUGUCAUUGCCUACUACUGGUCAGAAUUCAGUGUCCCCCAAUACAGGGUAGAGGAGGUUGAGCGAGCCAUAUCAAAAGAAUACGGCCUGUCGCUACCUCCUAGGUCGCGGUCCAUGCAGUCCUUCAACGUGGCAUCAGUUGUGGCUUUCCCCACUGAUGCCAGGACGGCACAAACAACACGAGACAACAGCUGCAGCUUUUCCCUUCAUGCCCGGUCUGGUGAGGUGACCCGCUUCACCACCCCAGGAUUCCCAGACAGCCCCUACCCAGCUCGUGCCCGCUGCCAGUGGGCUCUGCGUGGAGAUGCUGACCUGGUGCUGAGCCUUACCUUCCAAAGUUUUGAUGUUGCAGCCUGUGAUGAAGUUGGGAGUGAUGUGGUCAUGGUAUAUGACUCCCUGAGCCCUGUGGAACCUCGAGCUGUGGUGCAGCUAUGUGGCACUUACCCACCCUCCUACAACCUGACCUUCCUCUCCUCUCAGAACGUCAUGCUUGUCACGCUCAUCACCAACACUGUCCGGCGCCACCCUGGUUUUAAGGCUGCGUUUUUCCAGUUGCCCAAGAUGACUGAAUGUGGAGGUCGCCUAACCGGAGUUGAGGGGACAUUCAACACCCCCUACUACCCAGGCCACUACCCUCCCAAUACAGACUGCACGUGGAACAUUGAGGUCCCUAGUAACCAAAAUGUCAAGAUUCGUUUCAAACUCUUCUAUCUGGUGGAACCCCACGAAACCCUGGGUACCUGCACCAAGGACUAUGUGGAAGUCAAUGGGGAAAAGUUCUGUGGAGAGAAGCCACAGUUUGUUGUGUCCAGCAACAGUAACAAGAUCACUGUCCAUUUCCACUCAGAUGAGUCCUAUACUGACACAGGUUUCUUCGCUGAGUACCUCUCCUAUGACUCCCGUGACCCCUGCCCUGGCAUGUUCACCUGUAAGACAGGACGCUGUAUUGAUAACACUCUGCGCUGUGAUGGCUGGGCUGACUGCACAGACUUCAGUGAUGAGCUUGAUUGUGUGUGUAACUCAACCUACCAGUUCACUUGCAACAACAAGUUUUGUAAGCCUCUCUUUUGGGUCUGUGACGGCCUGAAUGACUGUGGGGAUAACAGUGAUGAGCUGAAGUGCAGCUGUCCAGCUCAGACCUUCAAGUGUGGCAAUGGAAAAUGCAUCUCUGAGAGCCAGAAAUGUGAUAAGCAGGAUAACUGUGGAGACGGGAGUGAUGAAGCUGACUGCGAGAGUGUUUGGACUGUCCCCUGCACCACACACACAUACAAGUGCCUCAGUGGAGUGUGUCUGAACAAAGGGAACCCAGAAUGUGAUGGGCAGAAUGACUGCAGCGAUGGCUCGGACGAGAAGAACUGUGAUUGUGGACUCCGGUCAUUCAGUAAACAGUCAAGGAUUGUUGGAGGCCAGAACUCAGAUGAAGGAGAGUGGCCAUGGCAGGUGAGCCUCCAUGCAGAGGGCCAGGGUCACCUCUGUGGGGCGUCACUAAUCUCCUCCACCUGGCUUGUCUCUGCAGCCCAUUGCUUCAUUGAUGAGCCAAGAAUCAGAUACUCUGACCCCACUUUAUGGAAAGCCUACCUGGGUCUGCAUGACCAGAGCAAGCGCAGUGCCGCGGGGGUGCAAGAGAGGGGGUUCAAACAGAUCAUCUCCCACGCUGCCUUUAAUGACUUCACCUUUGACUAUGAUAUUGCUGUUCUAGAGCUGGACGAACCUGUUGAGUUCAGCUCUUUAAUUCGGCCCAUCUGUCUGCCUGAUUCAUCCCACACCUUCCCUGCGGGCAAGGCCAUCUGGGUGACAGGCUGGGGGCACACUACGGAAGGAGGCACUGGGGCAUUGAUCCUACAGAAGGGAGAGAUCCGAGUGAUCAAUCAGACAACGUGCGAGUCCUUGCUACCCAACCAGCUGACCCCUCGUAUGAUGUGCGUGGGCUUCCUCAAUGGGGGUGUUGAUGCCUGCCAGGGUGAUUCAGGGGGCCCUCUCUCCAGUGUGGAAGAUGAUGGACGGAUGUUCCUGGCUGGGGUGGUGAGCUGGGGUGAAGGCUGUGCUCGACGGAACAAGCCAGGUGUCUACACAAGAGUCUCCAUGCUUCGGGACUGGAUUAAAGAGAAGACAGGAGUGUAG
Molecule: messenger RNA, 2553 nt
Organism: Trichosurus vulpecula (common brushtail)
Lineage: Eukaryota; Metazoa; Chordata; Mammalia; Diprotodontia; Phalangeridae
Gene: ST14
Product: ST14 transmembrane serine protease matriptase
Exons: 19
Coding region: 1-2553 (850 amino acids)
Biological process (GO): acrosome reaction; proteolysis
Cellular component (GO): membrane
Molecular function (GO): serine-type endopeptidase activity; protein binding
Source: RefSeq, a predicted model, not a curated record